CAUGCAGUCAUUCUCCGGCCCAUCUUUGAUCUCUCUCGAAUCUCCACGGCCGAUCCCCAGACACCCUCCGCGACAGCUAUCCUUUCGUGGUUUUUGAAGUCGCAAUCGAGUGCUCUGCUUAGAAACUGUGCGUCUGUGUGCUUACAACCGCUGCGGGCUCCUUUGUUGAUGCAAAGAAAAUGGUUACAACUCUCGGUGACAAUGCCAAGGGGGAGUUUUUGGAGACCGCCAUCAUAUUGCAAUUCGAGAUUGGUAGAGAAUUCGUGGACAACGUGCAGCCUGUGGCAUCGAUAGACUUCCACGCUUCGGGGGAACUAUGCAUUACGUCGUCUGGAGACGACUCGCUAAGGCUGUAUGACGCAGUCAAUGCCACGGCGAAAACGCAUCUCUACAGCAAAAAAUAUGGUUGCAACCUAGCACGCUUCACUCACAGCCGGUCCAGUAUCAUCUACUCGUCAACGAAAGUCGACCAUACCAUUCGAUACCACUCUCUGCAUGACAACAGAUAUUUGCGAUAUUUCGAAGGGCACGAGGCACUGGUGGUAGAUUUAGAAAUGAGUCCGAAUAACGACACGUUUCUGUCAUCGUCAAUCGAUGGGGAAGUUAGGCUUUGGGACUUGAGAACGCCAAAUUGCAUGGGUCUAGCAAAAUCGAUACAAAGCGGACGCACCUCGGUUGCAUUUGAUCAGUCGGCAAAGGUUUUUGCGACUGUGGUGGGGAAUAAGUUGAGAUUAUAUGAUGUGGCGCAAUAUGAUGUGGGUCCGUUUGGCACAUUCGAGAUUCCACUCGACUCAAGAAGCAUUGUAACUGGCGUAGAGUUUGCGAAUGAUGGAAAAGACAUCCUCGUUUCAACGUCGAGCGAUACACUGUAUCUCAUCAAUUCGUUUGCGAAAGCAAACGAAAACCCAGUGAAGUUCAAAUUAAAGGGGCAUUCAAACAAAAAGGGUGCACUUAUUCGAGGAACUUUAAGCCCAGACGCAAAGUUUGCCUCUUGUGGAUCCGAUGAUGGCACAGUACAUUUUUGGGAAACUGAAACGGGAAAACAUAUUGCUGCCCUCAAAGGAACGGAAAGGGCCGACGGGAUGAAAUGGAAUCCCAAGUAUAUGAUGUUCGCGACCGCGAGUGAACAAUUGGUAAGUCUACCCACGGCCAGCGGGUUUUUCCCAGCGACUAUCCCGAUUUCUGUCACCCGAGUUCUGCAUGAGCGUUUGCGGACUUUUGUGCAGACCUCCAAGUGGAGGAAGUCGAAUAUCAACUCCAUUCGGGGCUCGUCACUCGAGACGGCGGCGUGCUUCCGUGUUGCCUGUAUCAAUGUUCAAGUCGAUACAGGCGAUUUAGGAAGAACUUUUAUCCGAUGCCGCGGUUCUUGAUAUACGAUGCUGUACAUGUCAUUUGAUAGCACCGGAGCGCCGCGAGGAUCCCCAGCUCCCCAUCUCAUGUAUUCCUUGUUCUCCUCAUUUUCCCGCAUCAGGCUUUUUGGUGUCUCCCAGCGGACAGGAACGCAUGAGGCGUGCGAUCGAUAGAUUCGAUACUGCAUUGACG
This is a messenger RNA of Fimicolochytrium jonesii, 1542 nucleotides long. Its product is annotated as WD40-repeat-containing domain protein. The coding region runs from base 180 to 1370 and encodes 396 amino acids. The record is from RefSeq and is a predicted model, not a curated record. NCBI's taxonomy places the organism in Eukaryota, Fungi, Chytridiomycota, Chytridiomycetes, Spizellomycetales, Powellomycetaceae. The transcript has 6 exons. Gene Ontology annotation, molecular function: protein binding; chromatin binding. Gene Ontology annotation, cellular component: Set1C/COMPASS complex.